CAGUCCAGAACUGCAUGGCAGCUCCCACAGUGUAUGUCCAGCCUCUAACCAUCACUCCGGCAGGAGCUUGAAACUGAGAAACUGCCACUAGACCACUUUUUGCAGAGUCACUCAGUUGAGAGGACAGAUUUCUACUUUUUCUUUUUAAUUUUGUUUCAUUUUUCACCUGUUAUUAACUGCACUCUAGGGAAGGUUCAGUAUCGUCCUUCAAUUCCCUGACGAACAUUUAUACUGAGUUGCUUUAAGCGUUCUUUUGACCUUGUGGUGUAGAUUUUGACCAGAAUGCUGCUUCACUAAUUUGCUGCACAUGUUGGGAUUUAGUUGCAUUAAUGGGAUGAAAUACUAUUAUUACUACUACUAUUAUACUAUUUUCAUUCUGAACUCAUCAAAAUAUUCUGUAGGUGGAGAAGAGUCUAGAUGUUGUUACUCUGCACAUGUCACAGCUUAAACAACACAGCAAAGUGAAUGUUAGCCUUGUGGCUCUGUUGAAAUCUUCAAAGCAAUAAUCCCUGACGUCCUGCUUUCUUCUUUUUUUUCCGCACUACUACAUGAGGAGGAUGACAAGGGCUGUCAGAGAAACACAAAGCACUCAGGGUUGCGUGUUAGGAGCCGCCUGAGUGGCACCAAGCCUAACAAGAGCCCGGCAGGGUACCCGAGGCUCUGAUGCGUCCAGGUCGCCUUGACCGCAUCGUCUACGUGCCUCUUCCAGACGCUCCAACUCGUCGGGAGAUCUUUUCUCUCCAGCUCCGUAACAUGCCCGUGGCUCCGGAUGUUUCUGUUGAUGACCUGGUGACUCGGACCAACAAGUAUUCUGGAGCUGAGAUAGCAGCAGUAUGCAGAGAGGCUGCCCUCCUGGCCCUGCAGGAGGACAUCAAAGUGGAGCGCGUCCACGCCAGACACUUUGAAGGUGCGCUGGACCAUGUGAAGCCCCGGAUCCCUGACUCUCUCAUCCAGUCGUAUAUCAACUAUCAGCAGCAGCACAGCAGCAUGUGCUUCUUUUGACUCUGCUCCUGUUCACGAGGUCAAAAUAAGGAUGUCAUUCUAAUUUUGUAUUAGAAAAUAUAUAUUUUUUUGUCCUGGUCUGUUGGUUCAAUCACCAAUGAAGGGUUUCUAUGCCAUUAGUUGAUAAUAAAGCCUCUGUUUAUUAGCCAUUAGUUAUUGAUCAUCAAUAUUAUUGUUGUUUGAGUAUAUAAAUAUUAAUAAUGUAUUAAAUGCAUUAUUUAAGUCUU
Betta splendens (Siamese fighting fish) is the source of this 1229-nucleotide messenger RNA. RefSeq names its product ribosome biogenesis protein SPATA5-like. Bases 664 to 1002 code for a protein of 112 amino acids. Lineage: Eukaryota; Metazoa; Chordata; Actinopteri; Anabantiformes; Osphronemidae. The record is from RefSeq and is a predicted model, not a curated record. Gene Ontology annotation, cellular component: cytoplasm. The transcript is spliced from 3 exons. Gene Ontology annotation, molecular function: ATP binding; ATP hydrolysis activity.